CGACUACAGGAAAGUAUGUACUCCAUCUUCAUCAAAGAUUGGAUGAAAGUUUUUCCUAAAAAUCAGAUAUUGUUUCUCAGGUUUGAAGACUACGUCAAAGAUAUACCUGGGACUCUGAAAAAGGUUUUUUCAUUUUUAGAAUUACAUCCAUUAAACAAGGAGCAAUUGGAUGCCAUAGUCAGGAAGAAAGUUUCCAAUUCUGGAAAACAUUAUAAAGAGGUUCCUGCAAUGAUGAAUAAAACUCGGAAAAUGCUGCAGAAGUUUUACAGGCCAUGGGUCAAAGAGUUACAAUCAAUAUUAGGGAACGAAUUUUCCUGGGACUAUUGAGGGGGAGCAAACGAUUUCCUAUACAUUCUGAAUAGAAACAGGCAGCUGAGCAGAAAGCACAAAGUAGUUUUGCCGUUUGUUUAUAACUAUUUAUCAAAAUGUUAUCUUGUCUUUCUGUCUGACUGUCUGUCUGUCUGUGUGUCUGUCUGUCUACCUGUCUUCUUUUAACUAUUCCAGGUCUGUUUUCUGUUUGAAAUUGCUGUCUCUCUCAUUGUUUGCAUGUAAUGUCAUCUUACAGCUUUUUUGUCUGUGUUUUUUCAAUGUCUUUCUGUCUAUACAUCUAUAUGUUUGUCUGUUUGUAUUGUUAUUUGUCCCAAUGCUUUUUGGUUUGUUUGUGUUAUCUGUCUGUAUCUUUUCGGCAAAGUAAACUGGAGUGCACCAAGUAGCCUACAACUGGAGUGUUGAUGAAUAUGAGCUCUGUGUGGGUGUGUGUGAUUUUGUAUGCGUGUGUGUGUGUUUAUGUGUGUGUGUGUGGUGUGUGUGUGUGUGGUGU
Messenger RNA from Aplysia californica (California sea hare), 820 nucleotides. RefSeq names its product carbohydrate sulfotransferase 15. Gene Ontology annotation, molecular function: N-acetylgalactosamine 4-sulfate 6-O-sulfotransferase activity. The record is from RefSeq and is a predicted model, not a curated record. Gene Ontology annotation, biological process: hexose biosynthetic process. NCBI's taxonomy places the organism in Eukaryota, Metazoa, Mollusca, Gastropoda, Aplysiida, Aplysiidae.